Entamoeba histolytica HM-1:IMSS is the source of this 1536-nucleotide messenger RNA. RefSeq names its product calcineurin catalytic subunit A, putative. Gene Ontology annotation, biological process: calcineurin-mediated signaling. The transcript is spliced from 2 exons. The record is from RefSeq and is a predicted model, not a curated record. Gene Ontology annotation, molecular function: calmodulin binding; calmodulin-dependent protein phosphatase activity. NCBI's taxonomy places the organism in Eukaryota, Evosea, Mastigamoebida, Endamoebidae. Bases 1 to 1536 code for a protein of 511 amino acids. Gene Ontology annotation, cellular component: calcineurin complex; cytoplasm.
AUGAACUAUAUCAUCUCACUUCCAAAAACACCAGCAGGGUUGUAUGAUACUGAGGCACUUCAACGUCACUUUAUGCAUGGAGGAAUUAUUGAAGAAGAAGAUGUUUCAAGACUAAUUGAAGAAAGUGAAAGUUAUUUUGGAUUAGAAGAAAAUGUAAUUCAUGUAUAUGACAAUGUACUUAUAUUUGGAGAUUACCAUGGACAAUACUUUGACUUAAUUACACAAAUGAAUGACCCUUUUUGGGAAGGUCGAUACUCAACAUCAAUUUAUUUAGGAGAUUAUGUUGAUAGAGGAACAAUGUCAUGUGAAGUACUAAUAACAUUGUUGAGUAUGAAGGUAAAUAAUCCUUCUCAUGUGAUAAUGCUAAGAGGUAAUCAUGAAAGUAGAAAUAUGACUCGAUCAAUGGGGUUUAUGGCUGAGUGUAAAAUGAAAUACUCGUUAACUCUCUAUUAUCAGUUUUGUUCAUUAUUUGACUCUCUUCCAUUGGUAUGUGUUGUUCACCGUGAUAUAGGUGAUUUCUUUUGCUGUCAUGGUGGAAUAUCUCCAGACAUGACAACUAUUAAUCAAAUCAAUUCUAUUGAUCGUUUUCAUGAACCACCUCUUGAAGGUCUUUUUUGUGACUUAUUAUGGGGUGAUCCUAUUAGUGAAAAAAGGUUUGAAGAACAACCAGGAUUUAAAAAGCAUUAUGAUACCAUUACAUUUUUACCAAAUAAUGAAAGAAAUUGUUCAUAUUAUUUUGGGUAUAAAGCCAUUAAUGAAUUUUUACAAACCAAUAACAUUACUGCAGUUAUUAGAGGACAUCAAUGUAAUAGUGAAGGUGUUGAAAUGCACUUUUUUGGAAGUGAUGAAUUAGAAUUUCCUCUAUGUUUUACUGUGUUUAGUGCAUCUUUAUAUUCUUUAAAUAAUAAGAGUGGAUCUUUAUUAUUGUCAAAUGAAAAAAUUGAUAUUGGAAAAUACAACCAACCUGAUUGUUUAAGUCAGUAUAACCCAAUUCUUCCAAAUCCUAUUUUAUUUUCAGUAAUUAAAGUUAUGGAAAGUAUUGAAGACAUUAUGUACCAAUUAAUCUCAUUUGUUUUCAAUGAAGAAGAAGAUGAACAUGAAGAGAUUAGUAAAGUCCAAGUAAGUCAAGUACAAAUUCAACAAGAAAAUUUUAAGAAUGAGGCAUGUUCUUAUUUUAGUAGUACAGAAAAAGAAUUAAUAACUCCUCUAAACUCUUAUUUAUCUCAAAAGAAUCGAAAUGAUGAAGAUAUUAUUGUUAUUGAAAUACCUGAAGUAAAAACAUCAAUUUCAAGAAAAGGGAAAAUAAACAACGUUUUGAUAACGUUUAAAGAGAAUAUCCAAAAAAAGAAUUCACUAUUUUUAUCGUUUGAUCAAAGUGAAGUACAUCCAUUAAUAUAUAAUAAUUUACAUGCAUCUAUUGCUACACAAGAACCAAGUCUAUAUGAAACUAAUGAAACAAUAAAAAGAAUUAGACAAGAAAGUCUUCCUGUUUCUAUUGAAGAAAUAAGAAAAAAAUAUUUAGGAUUGAAUAAAUGA